CAGCACUACAGUGAAGUCAGAAAAAUGAUUCCGCUUUACAUGAACCAGCAAAAUAAGUAUAAGAAAAAAUAUAAAUAGCUGAUUCGGAUUAUAGCGGGAGAUCUUAUUUUGCUUUUCUCGGUCUCCAGCAUUCCGCGAUCUCAUACUUCCCAGUAGCACCGGCACCUGCUCGAAGCUUACCGUAUCACCGCAACACCCUUCAUGUAAGCUUAUCUGGCUUGGAAAAUAAACUACUGAAUUAGAUUCUGUUUCACAUCAUUUUCAUUUCUGUUUCUGCCAAUUUCGAGCGGCGACAGCUCGAUAGUAAUUUGUCUGGAGAGCAGGUUUGAAUUGAAAAAUGGAUCCGAGCAUUGUGGUAGAGGAGCAGGGUCCCUUCGGUGGUUCUGAUGAUCCGGACGGGUUCUGGGGUCAGCAGGGCUCGCCGGUGGUGGAGGAGGAGCAGCAGCCGGAGGAGCAACUCCAAUCCGAAAUCGCGGAGCAUGCGAUGAACAAUCCGUUCAGCGACGAGUUGCAGGGGCAAGAGGAGGAACCGCAUCAACCAGUGGACGACGGCGCGUAUUACCAACACGAUGAAGUGGUGGAUCAUGCUAGCGCCGAUCAGGAGCACCAGGCGGGUGGUACUAUGGAGGCGGAUGAACAGGACUUCAUCCAGGUCGACGAGAACAACAACGUGGACGACCACGACCAGCAGCUCGUGUUGGAGGAGGCUGCUGCAAACGAAGGACAGGACCCUGAAGGCACGGGGCAUGGUGCGGACGACCCGACCAAUUUUGCUCCGGAUAAUUCCACCGAGCUGCACCCGUCCGGCGUGCAGCUCGUAGAAAACCCGGACAGCGCGGCAACGGGCGCGGCCGCAGGCGAGGGCACGCCCGUGACCUUGACCCCGUCGCGGGCGGGCAAGGGCGACAUCGCGACGUACCAGACGUUUUCUUCGGCCGGUCACAAGGGCGGUUCGUACAAGGGCGGAAAGGAUCACGGGUCGUACAAGGACCACGGCGGGAAAGGCGGCAAGAAGUGGGGAAAAGGCGGAAAGAAGGACGACUUCAAGGGGAAGAAGGUGUUGAUGAACCCAGGAGUGGGCCCGCACGGCCACCCCGUGGGUCCCCACGGCCACCCGCCCCCCCAGACGGUGAUCAUUCACCAUCCCGGACCGCCGAUGAAGGGCGGGGCACCGCCGGCUCCGGCGUACCAGGUGAUCGGGCCGCCGCCGCACCACCUGAACGGCCCGGUGGUGCAGCAGCAGCCGCGCCACGCGGGACAGAAGGGCGGCCAGCAGAACGGCCCGUCCGCGCACUACGAGUACAUACAAGCCGCGCCGGGAGCUCCUGCAACCACCUCUGUCCGGUACGAGUACCACAACAGUUCGCACCAGACAGCGCGCCACCACGCGACACAGAAAACGACUCACACGGUGACCACCCUGACUGCGGAACAAAUGAAGGACUUCUCCCUGCGCCGCCCGGACGCCUACGCGAAAUUCUCAACGCAUAACGUGCGCAUGCACAACGGUACUCAUACAAGAUUUUUGCAAGCUAACUUAGUUUUUGCUAAGGGUUUCUUGCUUUUCAUCAUCAUGGUCCAUCUGCAGCAUCAUGCCAAUACAAUAUUUAGCAACUACAUCUAGAAUUGUUGGAAGAUAGAGCUGCAAAGAGGCUGAAAAAAAGCAACCUUCGGCCCCAGGUCUGUUCGAGAUUUCGCUGUCCCGGUGCUGCCCCGAGAAGUUUUUCGCUGAUUUUUUGGAUUGUUUGCACUGCUGGCUGCAGAAGACCCAUGGGGAAAUCGGGCCGUACCACAUCCGGUUGCUGGACGUUGGCGGAAACAAGUUGUCCAACUACGCGGUCCGGCUGCUGUGCGAGAAGCUGAAGGAGUGGCAGGUGCGCGUGGAUUUGUUGAACCUGAGCGGGAACUGCCUGGACCGGGUGGACGACCUGGUGAGCUACAUGUGGUACAGCGAGCGCCCGCUGCUGGCGCUGGGGCUGAAGAACAACCGGCUGAAGUGCGACGAGGUGAACGCAGUGCUGCGGUGCUGCUACAACCACGAGAACUACCCCGCGAAGUCCGAGGACGGGCGGCGGUUCGUGCCGCUGCGGAUCGAGUUGGAGGGCAACCCGUGCUCGGCCGAGCACGGCAUGCUGCCGGAACUGUUUUCCGCCGUGCACUAUGAAUUGCAAAUAUGUCUGGGUCUGGAAGGUGGUAACUUGCCAUGGUAAAUCUGAAGGAUACAAAAAUCUAUGUUGCAUGAGUGCCGAAAGCUGUCCACUUUAGACCAUUUUGGGAGGGAGUUUCUCAUGCAGGAUAGGCAUGGCAGAGACCUCGCAGAGUCUGUCAUGCUAAGUCCCGCAUUCCAGACCUCAUGGGUCAUGGACAAGCUGCAUGGGUCAUGGACAAUGGUAUCUGGUAUCUGGACAAUCUGCAUGGCAAGUUUACACUCUUCCAGACCCGGACAUUUUUGCACUUGAUACGCACCGCCAGGGCAAGGUCCACAUCUCCGCCGACGACUCGCCGACCCGGGACUUGCCGGUGCACAUGCCGCUCUACCUGGCGGUGCACUGCCCCGGGAGCUGCAGCUGGCGGCCGCCGCCGAAACUGGAACCACGAAAAGUCGCCCGGGCCAAACGCGACCGCGGCGAAAGGACGGAACGGGGGGAGCGAAGCGAACGAGGGGAACGGGG
Messenger RNA from Amoebophrya sp. A120, 2672 nucleotides. Lineage: Eukaryota; Dinophyceae; Syndiniales; Amoebophryaceae. The record is from the annotation of a GenBank genome assembly.